AUGUGGCGUCGUACUGUGUCUUCCCGUCGUCUCUUUAGCACGCGCGUAGCUGAUACUGACGUGGUCAUCGCAAGCUAUGCACGUACACCCAUUGCAUGUUUCAACGGCUCAUUUGCGCCCCUUCAAGCACCAGAACUAGGCGCUAUCGCAAACAUUGAAGCCGUCAAGCGUGCAGGGCUCGAGCCUGCACAGAUCCAUGAGGUUUUUCUUGGCAAUGUUGUGAGUGCUGGUAUUGGCCAAGCACCAGCGCGUCAAUCUGUGCUUAAGGCGGGGUUUCCUACGUUUAUUCCAUGUACAACGGUCAAUAAAGUCUGUGCAUCUGGUAUGAAAUCGUUGGCCCUGGCGUCUCAGAGUCUAAUGAGCGGCUGUCAAGAGGUGAUGCUCGCUGGAGGAUUCGAGAGCAUGACGAACGUACCACAUUAUCUCUUGAAGGCACGUACGGGGUAUCGACUGGGCAAUGGGACGCUUGUAGACGGCGUUAUCCACGAUGGACUAUGGGAUCCUUAUAAGAACCAGCAUAUGGGCAUGUGUGGCGAGAAAUGUGCAGAAGAUUUUGGUUUUUCUCGAGAAGAUCAAGAUGCUUUUGCUAUUGAGAGUUAUCGUCGUGCAGUCAAUGCGAGUGAAAGAGGCUUUUUCAAGACAGAGAUUACACCUGUGAGUAUUAAAGGACGACAUGGAAAGGAAGCCAAAGUCUUUGAUACAGACGAAGAGAUGUUUAAUACGAAAGUAGAAAAGAUCUCGAGCUUACGUACAGCUUUUAAGAAAGAUGGCACUAUUACAGCUGCUAAUGCAUCUACGCUGAACGAUGGAGCAGCUGCAAUGGUACUUAUGACUGGAGCUAAGGCUCGUGAGCUCGGAGUCACGCCUCUUGCACGUAUCCGUGGCUUUGCUGAUGCAGCACAGGACCCUGUCGAGUUUACUAUUGCACCGUCGAAAGCUGUACCAUUGGCACUGAACCAUGCGGGAUUGCAACUGAGCGACGUGGACUACCAUGAGAUUAAUGAAGCUUUCUCUGUCGUGGCGCUUGCCAAUAUGCGCCUGAUGAACAUCCCACACGAUCGCGUGAACGUGAACGGUGGCGCCGUUGCUAUUGGUCAUCCGAUUGGCAUGUCUGGCACACGCAUCGUAGGCACGCUUAUUCACAUUCUGAAGGAGAAGGAUGCUACCAUUGGCUGUGCUUCCAUUUGCAACGGUGGCGGAGGUGCUGGUGCGAUGAUCAUUGAACGCUUGAACUAG
Peronospora farinosa is the source of this 1236-nucleotide messenger RNA. The record is from the annotation of a GenBank genome assembly. NCBI's taxonomy places the organism in Eukaryota, Oomycota, Peronosporomycetes, Peronosporales, Peronosporaceae.